CCAGCGGCUCGCCAUGGCUGGCCCGCAGCAGCAGCCCCCUUACCUGCACCUGGCCGAGCUGACGGCGUCUCAGUUCCUGGAAAUCUGGAAGCACUUUGAUGCAGACGGAAAUGGGUACAUUGAAGGCAAAGAGCUAGAAAACUUUUUCCAAGAGCUGGAAAAGGCAAGAAAAGGCUCCGGCAUGAUGUCAAAGAGCGACAACUUUGGGGAGAAGAUGAAGGAGUUCAUGCAGAAGUAUGACAAGAACUCCGAUGGAAAAAUCGAGAUGGCAGAGCUGGCGCAGAUCCUGCCGACUGAAGAGAACUUCCUGCUGUGCUUCAGGCAGCACGUGGGCUCCAGUGCUGAGUUCAUGGAGGCCUGGCGGAAGUAUGACACAGACCGGAGUGGUUACAUCGAGGCCAAUGAGCUCAAGGGCUUCCUGUCAGACCUGCUGAAGAAGGCCAACCGGCCAUAUGAUGAACCCAAGCUCCAGGAAUACACCCAAACCAUACUCCGGAUGUUUGACUUGAACGGGGAUGGCAAAUUGGGCCUCUCAGAGAUGUCCAGGCUCUUGCCUGUUCAGGAAAACUUUCUGCUGAAAUUUCAGGGCAUGAAGCUGACCUCGGAGGAGUUCAACGCCAUCUUCACAUUUUAUGACAAGGAUGGAAGCGGCUACAUCGAUGAGAAUGAGCUGGAUGCCCUUCUGAAGGAUUUGUAUGAGAAGAACAAGAAGGAAAUGAACAUCCAGCAGCUUACCAACUACAGAAAGAGCGUCAUGUCCUUGGCUGAGGCGGGAAAGCUCUACCGGAAGGACCUGGAGAUUGUGCUCUGCAGUGAGCCCCCCAUGUAAAGAAAUGGCCGUGGGAGCUGCUUCCUUCCCCCAAACCCUUCCCUUGCUCCCUGUCACUUCUCCCCAGACCAGAGAUAGAUCGUGAGCACCCUUGCCCCACCCUGGCAACCUGCACAUCUCAGCUUGCAAACAGGAAGGCGGGAUGGCGAAUGGGUGAUGGAUGGGGCUCUUGUGAGUCAGCUCCAGCCCAACCCUGACCAGACACAGGGCUCUGCCCGCAAUGGUCACCAACUGCAUGAAUGGUGGGGGGGGUGUGGGUACAGCUUCCCUAGUUCUCUUUGCUGUGGUGCAUGUGUGCAUUUGCUGUAUGAUUUAGGCUUUUAUGUCCAACAGAGUGGCCUCUUUCCUCCUGCUGCCUCCUGCCUUUCCUCCUGGCCACUACCCACCCCAACUUCCAAGUUCCACCCACCAUCUUGCUCAUGGUGUAGCUGUUGUCUCAGAGUUCCUGCUGUGGAGGGCACUGGCCCUCUUCUUGCCUUGUUUACUCGUGUGCUCCUUUUCUCUUUGGGUUUCCUGUCUUCUUGUUUACCAAAGAAGAGUUUACAGACAAUAAAGUGGAAACACUCUGCUGUGGAAA
Dipodomys ordii (Ord's kangaroo rat) is the source of this 1406-nucleotide messenger RNA. It is a transcript of the gene Calb2, whose product is annotated as calbindin 2. The transcript has 11 exons. Lineage: Eukaryota; Metazoa; Chordata; Mammalia; Rodentia; Heteromyidae. Gene Ontology annotation, biological process: regulation of long-term synaptic potentiation; regulation of presynaptic cytosolic calcium ion concentration. The record is from RefSeq and is a predicted model, not a curated record. The coding region runs from base 14 to 829 and encodes 271 amino acids. Gene Ontology annotation, molecular function: calcium ion binding. Gene Ontology annotation, cellular component: terminal bouton; nucleus; dendrite.